Molecule: messenger RNA, 510 nt
Organism: Medioppia subpectinata
Lineage: Eukaryota; Metazoa; Arthropoda; Arachnida; Sarcoptiformes; Oppiidae
Source: the annotation of a GenBank genome assembly
AUGGCCGGGACAACAUACAGACGAUGCCAUCACGCCAUUGAUCUCUCUCCACAUAUCGUGGAUCAGGUGUUGUUUCCGCACAAAGUUAUCCUCAAACAGCCGUUUAAGAAGAUUCCGUUUGAAUCGAUUCAAUGGUUUAACAAGUCGUUGAAUUUGCAACAAAAGCUGGCGGUCGUGGCAUCACUUAAAGGCCACUCCCGUCCCACGCCUUACAUAAUAUUUGGUCCGCCGGGCACUGGAAAGACGGUCACAAUAGUUGAGUCAAUACUACAAGUGUUUGAUAAGUUGGGCGACAGUCGUAUCAUCGCCUGCACCGCAGCCAACAGUUCCGCCGAUUUGAUCGCUCAGAAGCUCUUAGAGAGCGGUCGAGUGUCUGAAACCGAUUUGAUACGUGUGUCGGCAUUGCAUCGUAUGAAUUCAAUCCCAGAAGCGGUUAAGAAAAUCACGCAAUCGGCCGAUGAGGACGAGAAGAAAUGGAUAUACCAUAGGAUUAUAGUGACGACGACAUCG